AUGCGCGUCUGUCUCCUCAUUGCGGUCGUCGCACUGCUGUUAGCAUCAAGGGCAGGAGCUAAGAAACCGCGGGUGGAUGCCGCGGCCGCUGGGGGAGCUGGUGCGGACAUCAUCGUGGCAAAGGACGGAACUGGCCAAUAUACUACCAUCCAGGAAGCAUUCACCGCGGCGAGAUCGGGAAAUCGCAACCGUUUCUUCGUUAUCUUCAUCAAGGCUGGGAUCUACGAGGAACAGCCCACGCUGCCCGCGAACCUCCGGUUCAUUGGACUGGUGGGCGAGAGGGCCGGCAGCGGCGUGAAGAUAACGUCGUCGGGAGCGGCGGGCGACUCGAGUCUGGACGAGUGCGCGACGUUUCGGCUGCUGGCCUCAGACGUGGUCAUCUCCAACAUCAUCUUCGAAAACGCGCACGGACCGGGCGAGCAGGGCGGCGACGAGGACCAAGCCGUGGCGAUGAAGGUGGCCGGCACGCGAGUGGCCUUUUACGGAUGCACCUUCCUCGGAUACCAGGAUACUCUUUACGCUACAAUCGGCCUGCAAUACUACAAGAAUUGCAGUACGUACUUCCACCCAAGCCCUGCUUUGCCGCCUUGCUCGUGUCUCUUCCGCCUAUCUGCGCAUGCGUCUUCCCAUGCAUCUCAUCUCUUUUCCCGCCUCCCCCGCCUCCUCCGCUUCCCCCGCCAACCCCCACUCCCCGCCUCUCACAAUCCGCCAGUCAUCCAGGGCCGCGUGGAUUUCGUGUUCGGCAAUGCCAAGGCUCUCUUCCACGACUGCAAGUUCCGCCUUGUCUACUGGGGCGGCGGCUACUUCGCGCAGGCGCGCGACAAGGGCCAGGACACCGGCUUCGUUGUCCUGGGAGGCUCCUUAAAGCCCUUUGGAAAAGGGCCUAUUAAACCCGGGUAUCUCGCGCGGUCGUGGGGGGAUUACUCCACUGUUGUUUUCGUCAAUACGAUGUUCGCCGCUGGAUCGGUUAGGGCCGAGGGCUGGGGUUUCGUGAGCGGUUACGAGGAUACGGAUUCUCUCACGUUCGGCGCGUACGGGUGCUACGGACCGGGUUACAAUACGACGGGAUGGGAGUCUUUCGCGAAAGUGAUGACUGCUGCCGAAGCGGCGCCUUAUUCGUCAAUCAAUUACGUGAAUCAGGGAGGCUGGAUUGUAGACCCUAACGCACUGGUUCGAGGCGUGGGAGGAUUGGUCAACAACGGGAACGGCAAGGGCGGCGGCCGAAAAAAACCAGCUGCUUCUCCUACGCCUGCCACCACACCUUCUCCCAAGCCUGUGCCUACCAAGCCGUCUUCCAAGCCUGGUCCUAAGCCUGCUCCCAAGACCGCUCCCGUGCCUGCUCCUAAGACUGCUCCCGUGCCUGCUCCUAAGACUGCUCCCGUGCCUGCUCCGAAGGCGAGUGGUUCUGCCCCGAACAAAGGGACGGGGAACGUUCCGGCUAGUUCUGGUGGAAGGGGGAAGAAACGCGGACCCGUUGCUGACGGUGCGUCUGGUACCCCCGGCGGGCAGACGGGGGGAGGAAAACCUGUUGCCUCGGUAUCCCCACCUGCUCCUAAGACAAACGGUAAUGGGCGUGAUCGUCAUAAGCCAGCUGGAGUGGGUGGAGGGUCGAAGAAGGGGAAUUCGAGUAGAGGAAAUGGGGCGAAUGGUAACAAGAACAAGGAUGACGAUGGUGACGACGAUGACGAUAACUGA
Closterium sp. NIES-65 is the source of this 1695-nucleotide messenger RNA. NCBI's taxonomy places the organism in Eukaryota, Viridiplantae, Streptophyta, Zygnematophyceae, Desmidiales, Closteriaceae. The record is from the annotation of a GenBank genome assembly.